AUGGCUGCAUUCAUCGCGGACUUACGCUGUAUUGCAAUUACCUGCAACUUCGGAGACGCCCUCGACAGCAGUUUGCGCGACCAGAUUGUUUGUGGAGUUAAAGAUGAGGCCUUGCAACGACGUCUGCUGAGCGAAGCCGAGCUUACGUUGGCUCAAGCGGAGAAGUUGGCAAUAGGACCGGAAUGUGCGAAGAACAAUGCCAUGGAGAUUAGGACUACGCCUAAGGACGACUGCCACUUCAAGAACGCCACAUGCCUGUUCUGUGGCCGCAAAGGGCAUAUUGUCAAAGCCUGUCUUCAAAAGAAGGCUAAGAAAAGUCCUCCAAGAGCAAGACGGGGGACGGCGCAAGCUGAUCUUUUAGACGGCGAUACCACCAAGACGUACGAGCUGUACAACCUCUCGUCCAACGAACCAGCUAUCCUCGUGGACGUCGACAUCGACGGACAGCCAACAGCGAUGGAGGUGGACUCAGGAUGCAUGCUCUCUGUCAUAAGCAGGAGAAAAAUGGCACGACUUCAUAUUCCAACUCAGAGGCUAAAACCAUCUACUGUUGCGCUACGCACAUAUACGAAGGAGCCUGUUAUCGUCCUAGGAAGAGUAGUCGUGGAGGUUAAACACAAAGAAAGAUCGGCAACUCUGUCACUUCUGGUGGUCAAGGGAGAGUACGCAAGCCUUCUUGGACGAAACUGCUUCAAGCAUCUAGGAAUCGGCCUCACUGGUGUCCAUCAACUCAGGAAUACCCAGGAGGGUAGCAGAUUCUUGGAGGAGUUUAAGGAAAUCUUUGACACUGGUCUGGGAAAGAGUCGGGGACCACCUAUUCGUGUGGAGGUCGACAGAUCUGCUGCACCUAAGUUUUGCAAGUUAAGUGUCCGAAUUUCGUCGCAAGUCUUAGUACUCUUAAGGGGCAAAAAGCGAAACAAGCAUAUUCUUAACUUACGAAGAAAAUACGUGAAGAAAGCGUUUAGUAGAAUGUCUCUGUCAAAGGCGACCAGUAAACGAUGGUCGACAGGUGACGCCAGCAUGAUGUCAAGACAGAAAGAGCUACCCAAGCUCCCUUUGACUCCUCUUCAAGAAGCUCUGGACAGAUUCGUGGAACGCAUGGAACCUCUACUCACUCACCAAGAACUCGCGGAAACUCGAAAGGUUGUUCGUGACUUCGGGAAGCCAAGCGGAGAUGGCCAAACGUUGUAUCAGUUACUCCAAACAAAAGCUUCAUCUUCAGAUAAUAUAGUUUCAGACUGGAUUGUGGAAACCGCCUUCUUGAAGUUCAGGGGCUCCGUGAUCUCUAAAACUCCGGGAAUGGCCUUCGCACGACAGGACUUCGCCACAUCAUCAGAGCAACUUGAGCACGCGGCAAGGCUCACGGCGGCGGCGCUGAACUUCAAAUAUCUAAUUGACAGGAACCUUUUAAAACCUGAUGUCCUCGGCACAACUCCUCUCGACAUGACGCAGUACAAGAACAUCUUUGGCACUUGUCGAGUGCCUAUGGUUGGCUGUGACAAACUAGAGUUCACCUCGCUAAACGACGAGUCUUCAAAAAAUGUGCUCAUCAUCAGCAACAAUCAGUUCUUUGUAUUCAAUGCGCACGACGAGAGAGGUGUCCCCUUCGACGAAGGAAUGAUACUGGCGCUGUUGCUUCGGGUUGCCGACAUGUCAAAGGAGGACGGCACCCCUAUUGGGGUUCUAACGACCGACGAAAGGGACGCCUGGGCGAAGGCCCACGAGAGACUAUGCCAAAAUCCUAGGAACGCUGCGUCGCUACAAACCAUAAGGAAGGCUGCCUUUGCGGUGUGCCUAGACCGCAAGUUGCGCAACUCGGAGCCUUACGAGGUAACCUCUGGCCAGCAACUUUUUGCGGGUGGCCAAGACGGCGAGAAUGCAGCUAACCGCUGGUGGGACAAAACUAUUCAGCUUGUUGUAGGAAAAGAAGGCCUGACGGGAAUUUUGUUUGAACACUCAUCGAUUGACGCUACUAUGGGGGCUGCGCUCGCUGAUUUCUGCAAAGCUUACAUGGCAGACAGUGGGCCAAUCGUCACACCCAAAGAAGCCAUGAAAGUGGAUAUAAUAAAACUGGAAUUUACUAUUGAUCCCGGAACUUUAGAAGACAUAGCGAUAGCGAAAUCUAACCAAGCAAGGUUCAGGGUAAACAGUGAUAAGCUAUUUUUCAAGUUCACGAAGUAUGGAAAAAACAGCGUGAAGUCUUGGAAAUUAAGCCCGGACAGCUACGUUCAAAUGGCCUUACAGCUCGCUUGCUACAAGGUUUACGGCCGGCCGACGAUGAUGAACGAAAACCUUUCGACGCGCAAGUUUCUCAAGGGACGAACGGACGGAAUCUUCUCAAUUUCAAAGGACAGCAUUUCGUUCUGCAAGAUUUUUGAGGAUCCACACGCAAGCACGGCAGAAAAGAGCGUCAGCCUUAGGAAGGCUGUUGAAAGCCACAAGCAGGAAGCUAACCUCGCGAGCAAUGGCCGUGGUUUGAUUAGACUCUUCACUCUUCUGAGAACCACAGCAGUUGAGAAUGGAAUACCACUUCACGACUUCUUCACGGGUGCAGCGUACCAGACUAGCAGACACGUUACCCUCGUAACCAGUCAGGUAUCCACUGAAUGCGACUCCGCCACCUUCUUCGAACCGUUUGUUUCGGACGGUUACGCCAUCUUCUAUAACGUCCAGUCAGACUCGCUCACCUUCGCUAUCUCGAGCUGCAAAUCCUGUCCUGAGACGUCUUCAGCCAAGUUCAAGGAGGCUCUCGAGAAAAGCCUCGUUCAGAUGGGAGACUGCCUAGAUCGCUCUGACCAAAAUGAGUGAAAUGAGUAAAAUCGGAGGCUUUAUUUCACUCCAAGAUUAUUUAACUCUCGAUAAAAUCAACGAAUGUCUCAUAUUUUUUUUUUCGCUCCUGACAGAACGUUUCAUCAGUGACGAUGUAAACUGCUUCCGCCUUUGAGAUUUCAUAUAUUCGGACAUGGCGCAUAAGACUUAGCGACCAACAGGCAUGCAGAGCGCAGGCUGCAAUGUGGAUAAAGAAAAUGCUUAAAAAAAUUCACUAAAUAAGAUUGUUUUGAUUUAAGUCGGAUUAACCUGAUUUAAAUCAGUGAAGCUAGAAUAUUGAUUAUUUACCACUAGAUGUAUUUCUCAACGUUGCAGAUUGAUUCAUCCAUUCGCGGGAGCACUUAUAACAACGCGGAACAAAUAAUUACCUUAAAUGUAAAGUAGUGUUUACCGAACUAGUUUUUAUUAAUGUGAUUGCCGCCAUAAUAAAACAAAAACACCCUAAGUUUUACAUUUAAAA
Messenger RNA from Ixodes scapularis (black-legged tick), 3289 nucleotides. RefSeq names its product carnitine O-acetyltransferase. Bases 1 to 2808 code for a protein of 935 amino acids. The record is from RefSeq and is a predicted model, not a curated record. Gene Ontology annotation, cellular component: peroxisome. Gene Ontology annotation, molecular function: zinc ion binding; carnitine O-acetyltransferase activity; nucleic acid binding. Gene Ontology annotation, biological process: carnitine metabolic process, CoA-linked. NCBI's taxonomy places the organism in Eukaryota, Metazoa, Arthropoda, Arachnida, Ixodida, Ixodidae. The transcript is spliced from 15 exons.